Messenger RNA from Sinocyclocheilus grahami, 821 nucleotides. Its product is annotated as cysteine and histidine-rich domain-containing protein 1-like. The annotation marks the transcript as partial. The transcript has 7 exons. Lineage: Eukaryota; Metazoa; Chordata; Actinopteri; Cypriniformes; Cyprinidae. The record is from RefSeq and is a predicted model, not a curated record.
UGCACUGCCUUGUCUGUGUUCUUGGUCUGUGUUUUUAAUUCACAGCUCCGUUAGGUGGUGCAUCCCAUCUCUCACUCUGUGAUCCCAUCAAUUCAACUAAUUCCGAGACAUUCCGAAAAUACACGAUUGGAGCCGAGGCGCUGCACGACAAUUUACGGAAAUUAACGAAAGAUUCCGGAAGGGACCUCACGACGGGAAGCAGCAGUAGCAAGCUAGUCAAGUCUUCGGAUCCUUCCCUCUUGACCACGUUGUACAAUAUACGUUUUAUUUCUGUCGUACAUUAUGUCUGUACUGUGUUAUAAUAAGGGAUGUGGACAACGUUUUGAUCCCGACAAGAAUUCAGAUGAUGCAUGCACAUACCACCCUGGAGUGCCAGUGUUUCAUGAUGCAUUGAAGGGUUGGUCUUGCUGCAAGAGACGAACAACUGAUUUUUCGGAUUUCCUCAGUAUUGCUGGUUGCACGAAAGGCCCUCAUAAUCAGGAGAAGCCCUCUGAGUCUGUUAAACCAGAAGUGAAUGAUGGGAAGCCAAAGUUUAAUGAAUGCAUCACCCAAGCACCAAAACCUCUGGAGUCUAUUCAACGACCAAGUCCAGAUGAGCCUUUCUCCAGUCUACAACAGAAGAUCUCUCCUUCGCUUGAACAGGCUUUAGAAAAGCUUAAACUGACUCAGGAAAAUGCACAGGAGAUAAAGGAGGAGGAUAGUGAUGAAAUUAAGAUAGGGACAUCCUGUAAGAAUGGAGGCUGCAGUAAGACAUUCAGCGGACCAGCCAGUGAUGAAGAGACAUGUUUGUAUCAUGCUGGUGUACCUAUCUUCCAUGAAGG